Electrophorus electricus (electric eel) is the source of this 1018-nucleotide messenger RNA. RefSeq lists its product as uncharacterized. The record is from RefSeq and is a predicted model, not a curated record. Lineage: Eukaryota; Metazoa; Chordata; Actinopteri; Gymnotiformes; Gymnotidae.
CACUUGUGCACCCAAAUGCAUACACUCUUAGAGCAUAUCACUUCUGCACCGCUGCGGAGCUACUUCACACUUCACACCAGCAUAUUCAUGUGACAGGACUCCAAGGUCUUUGGAAAAUAAAACCAUCCCAGAGGAAACCACGCAACAAUGCAGAGAUCUGUGAAAAUAUACUGUUUCCUGGUCUUCAUUUUGUCUAAGGGUAUAGAGUGCAGCGCAACGUACAAUAAUGGAACUAAAAGUAACCAGACUUCAGAUACGUCGUCUCCAAUGCCAAAUUUGAAUUCGAUCACCAUAAAACCAAAGCCCAGUGCUACAACAGAAGAAAAAACAGAAACACGAUCUAUGUCUUAUGUCACCAAAACUACCACAACACAAGCCACGAUAGAACUGUUGCCCUUUCUGUUUUUAAAGUCAUCAGAAGUGAUGCCUGUUACUCUGUCCCUCGUUGCGUUGUGUAUUUUCCUCGUUGUAAUCAGCAUCCUACUGGCCUGUAAGGUGUGCCAUCUAAAGUCCUCCAGAGAUUACCAGGUCAGGAGCAACACUAACAUGAACUUCACUGAGGCAUCCCCCUCCGCCAGCGAAGAGUGUUUCUCUGCGGAUGGCGAGUUUUCUGAGACGUGUGUCAUGAUGAGCGAGACGGGCGCGUCUCAUGAUACAGAGGACAAAGGCAGAGUCCCUGAGGAGGAGGCAGGAGUCACUGCUGGGGAGGUUAACGGCCAGACUCUCCCUGAACCGGUCGCGGAGGAGGCCACGCACACCACCGAGACAGCGCCCCCACAAGACACGCCCGAGGAGCGCGACGCUACAGAGGCCGAGUAAAAAGAGCCGUGCAGUUAAAAAACAACACACAUCGCACUCUGCUGGCGAGUUCGAUCUCAAGGCCAUCGUGUCCUUUUCAUUCACUUCAGAUCUACUCUGCUUUUGCGUUUGGUAUUCCGUAACCAGUUUAGUCAGCUACAGUUUAGACAAAUUAGAGACAACUGGAAAAGACUUUUCUUGAGUAAAUGGGGGGGGGGGG